GUCAUUUAAUUGCCAAUUGAUUACGAUUUACGAUAUUUUAGAUUGUUAAAAAGCUAAUUGACAAAAUAGUUUUGAUAUUAGAUAAUUAAUGAUGUGUUGCAAGAGCAUCGUGCUUGGCUAGCUUACAGAAUAUCUGUGUAUAUACGUUUCAAUUGAAUGUUAAUAAAAUAUGGAAUUUAACGGACGAUUCGUUGUGUUGAUAUUAUUUGUUAUCACUCGGGUAAACUCACUAGCUUAUGACGUUCACUGGCUUAGUGGGCCUGCCACUAUUGAACGUGAUGUGCAGCCGUUUAAGCAAACUAUUGAUAUAUACUGUUACAGUGGAACACCAAAGAAUUUAUUAACCUUGUGGCAAACGGUCAAGUUUCACAUAAAGAUAAAAAAUGAUGAAUUCAGCCAGUACCUCGGUGACAAUCCAGAACAAGUUUACAAAGAUUAUACAGAGAAUAGUUACGGCUGGGCUAACCCGUUCCAGAAGAAAUCGUCCAAGAGUGUUUCGUUGGAUAUUUUCACACCAACAUGUAUGGCUAUCAAUACAAAAGAGAAACACAGCAUUGAAUUACACAUUCUAAGGGUGGAUCUCUGGCGUGUUCUGAUGAUGGUUGUCGGUGCAGCCCUUAUAUUUACGUCUCGUACUUUGAGUGGCAACCCUGUGUUCUUCUAUCUGUGCGGCAUCGUGAUUGGUGUGUCAGCAUCGUUUAUGGUUCUCAUAUACUACAUAAGCAGGUUCAUACCAGGGAGAACAUUAACCUAUGGUUUAUUAAUCGGCGGUUGGACGGUAGGAGUGUAUCUCGUGCAGCAGAUGUGGGAGAACAUACGUGGAAUCAUGGCAGCUUAUCAAUCGUACAUUUUCUGGUAUAUACUUAUGGCUGGAUUCAUCAGCUUCGUGGUCUGCUACAGGAUCGGACCGCCGAAGAACCAGAGAAGCAAGAAUCUGGUCAUGUGGACUUUGCAGGGUGUUGGCGUUGUUGUGAUUAUAUUCAGCAGUCAGUAUCAAGAAGCGUCAACCGCCGUCACCGUCAUCACGCUGGGAACGAAGUAUUUCCCGAAAUCUAUUCUCUACUACAUACAGGGUUAUUGGCGGCGCCGGUUCCCGCCCAAGCCGCGGCUGCUGUCGAGCGAGGAGUACUACGAGCAGGGCGCGCGCGAGACGGCGGCGGCGCUGGACGGCCUGCGCCGGUACUGCUCCAGCCCCGACUGCCGCCAGUGGAGCGUCAUGCUGCGCCUGCACGACGCCAAGCGAUUUGCAAGUUUCGUGGAAGGUAACUCUCACCUGAACGACGAUGAAGUCAUUGACUAUGAAUCCUAUGCGUUCUCAAUGGAACACUCCAAGCCGGUCGCGAACUCCACCAGGAACAUGGAGAUAUCUGAUGACGACUCCUCGGAGUACGGUGACGAAGAUUGAAUGAAUAUUGGAUUCAUUGGUGAUAUUAAUAAAAACGGAACGAUUCUCAAAAUAUUGGUCGUCGAAGAGACGAAGUCGCGUUGAACGAGGCUUGUCCGGAUUUCUACGAACAUCGCCCCGUUUUUUGAAGGAAUUGGGGGUUUUUUAAAAAAACGUGAUUCGCACAACUUUAACCAAAUAUCAUGCUUUCGAAGGUUGUAUUAAUCUUCAUUUCGAGUAUUUUAGUUUAGCUUAUGAUUUGUUUUUCUGUCACAUUUUUUUUAAAUUUAUUACUAUCCGAAGAGUCUGAAUAUCAUUUUAAUUUAUUAUCAAUAUUUAUGUACACAUAUAUGACAUUCUUUAUUAUUCUUAGUGUUUAAGUUUCUUGAAUUAACUAUACUUUCUUAUAAGCAAAAUGUCUUACUUAAUUCCUAAAAAAAUAUCGUUAUAUUGUUAUUGAUAAUACCCGCGGUUUUGUUCGCAUAAAAUUAAACGUGCAUCACAUUUUCAUUACUGCUCCGCUCUUUGCAUUGUAGCGCAAUUAUUUUUUAUUUCAUAACAAUUUGAAUUUCGAAGGGACUAUUCCUAACGUUAGCUUUCAUGUUUUAUAAUAUUUUGUAUGGAUAUUAGAUCUCAUUUCAUAAUUAUGUUCCAUUUUUAAAUUGUUGUAUUUUUAAGUAUGUUGCCAUUAUUUGCUCUUUUAUUUGAGUUACAAUAUUUUUAAAUGAGCUUAUCUAUGAUUUCAUCCGCUAGUACGUUAAACUUAUUUUAUUAGGAUUGUUUUUGUUAUUUUAUAAAUUCACAACUUGGGAACGGCGAAAGGGACAGCGGAACUUUAUGAUGUAUACAUUUAUGAUGUAUAGACAUGGCGAUUUAAGCUUUAUUUUCUCAAAUAUAUAAGUUAAAUUAAUAAUAUCUGCAGUGGCGUAGCUUGCCCUAUAUCAAAGUUUGGUGGGGAGCCUUCAUUUUAACUGCGGCGAUGAACUUUUUUAAUGAAAUUUUUGUUUACUCGGGAACGGGGUUCCUUUCGCCGGGGUCCCGUAUCUUUGAUACGGCUUAUGCAGCGGUAGAUACGCCUGUGAAUAUCUGUUACACGGCUAAAUGAGAAUUCUGAUCUGAAUAAUUAGUGUACAUUAUUUUAUCAUUCUUAUUUGUAUUAUGCAAAACAUCUUUAUUCUUAUAUUUAUAAUCUUUACUCUUGUUUAUGAAUUCUUACGAAGGUUAGCGAUCACUAUGGCGAUUUAAAUUUUCGUGACCGCUGCUCUAAAUAGAGAUGCAUACAACAUUUUUUAUGCAUGUUUUCCUUUAUCGCCAAAACACAAGAUCGAUAAAAAGCAAGUGGAAGCUAAUUGGGCUCAAUGACUGGAUUCGAACCAGUAAUUAACGAUACAUAUUUUAUCCACUGAGCCAUUUCGGAUAUUAUGGAUUUAUUUAGGAUUAAGUAUUGUUGUAUAGUGUGCUAGCCCGUCCCGUCAUUGUACGAUUAAAAUUCAAAAUUAACAUCCCCUUCCCUUAACACUCACUGCCAAGCUCAUUUACUUACAUUUACAGUUGAAAUUUCGAAUUAUUUCUAGCUUACGUUAUAAAAUAAACGUAUAUUCCAAAUUUCAGGUCUCCCGACUCAGUAUUUUUUUAUCUGUGUGUCGACUAUCAGGACAAACAGUUUAUAAGAAUAGAUAUUCGUUUUGUAGCAUCGCCAAUAACAUUACUUACUACUAAGGGAUACAUCACACUUUGCGAGCGAGUCCAAAACGAGGCGAGAGCUCAGCGGGCGCGCAGGAAGCGCUUCAAAGGAUGGAGUUACUUAUAAUGGAAAUCGAAAAUCGACCCACUAAGGGGACAAACAAGGUGACAAUUAUUAAAAAAACAAAACAAACAUGGGAAGAGGUUUGUCUGUAUUCAUUCUGUUAUAUUGUCCAAAACGGACGGACGCCGAACUUGCUCCUAAAUCGCCAAUGUGAUAACAGCCUUACUUCAUAAAGUAUACCUACCUCAAGCCUAAAUCACUGGGAUUACAAGGGGGUUCUUU
Messenger RNA from Nymphalis io (European peacock), 3413 nucleotides. RefSeq names its product nuclear envelope integral membrane protein 1 (gene Nemp). The transcript is spliced from 8 exons. Gene Ontology annotation, cellular component: nuclear envelope. Bases 170 to 1405 code for a protein of 411 amino acids. The record is from RefSeq and is a predicted model, not a curated record. NCBI's taxonomy places the organism in Eukaryota, Metazoa, Arthropoda, Insecta, Lepidoptera, Nymphalidae.